AUGUCAUCAACAGAAAAAAAACCACGUUUAGUAUCGACCAAUUCGAUAUUAUCUGAUAAUGAAUUAAUUCAACGUUUUCGAAAUGCGUAUGAAAAUCAAUUGCCAUUUCAUGAAAAAGUCAUAAGAUUAGAACAUGAACCAUUUUCAUAUUGUAUCAUCGAUGAUUUUCUUUACGAGAAAAAUUUUGAUCAAUUUUGUAGUCAAUUAACUAAUGAAUUAGCCAAUAUUAAAUUGAAUCAAAAAAAUAAUGAUCUAUAUAAAUUUCAACAGACCGAUGAUUUGGCUAAUGUAACAUUGCCUGCUAUCGAACAGAUCAAGCAAUUUCUCUAUGUCGACUUCAAAGAUUGGCUCGUACAAGCAACUAAUAUUCGUUUAAGUGAUAAAAUUGAUAUGACAUCUUCGAGAUAUGAAUAUACAGAUUAUCUCUUGUGUCAUGAUGAUGAUAUACAUGGAACAACUGAAGGUCGUCGUAUUGCUUUUAUUUAUUAUCUUGUACCUGAGGAUUGGAAAGAAUCUGAUGGUGGAGCAUUGGAUCUAUUUGAUACUGAUGAUGAAAAUCAACCGUAUCGUAUUUCAAAAUCAUUAGUACCAAAACGAAAUCGAUUGACUUUCUUUGAAGUUACUGAUAAAUCUUAUCAUCAGGUAGCUGAAGUUUUAAAUGCAAAACAAGGAGCUCGCUUAUCAAUUAAUGGUUGGUUACAUGGUCCUGUCAAUGCAAAAUCAACAUCUAUGUUUGAACCAUUUCCUACUACGAAAGCAGCAACGAAAUUUCAAACAACUGAUUUAGAUCGUGUCAAUCAAACGGUAACACCAACGUAUCUUAAAGUUGAAACUCAAUAUGAUAUUCAAGUGGCAUUCCAAGAAAAUUCCGAAACAAAAUUAUCCGAAUUUUUUCAAAAAGAUUAUUUUCAAGCAAUAGUCAAAGAAUUACAAGGUGAUACAAUUAAAUGGAUACGACGAGGACCUUAUAAUAAACGAAAUUAUGAUGUUGCCGAUGUUAGUUCUUUACCAUCGGCAUUACAAAAUCUCGUUGAAUUAUUUGGUUCUGAACCAAUGUUUACUAUUCUUGGAUCACUUACUGGUUUAACAUCAGAAAACGAUGAAGAUGAAGAAGAAGAAACAUCCUAUGAACCGUCAUCUAAGAAACAAAAAUCAACUCCUACUGAAAGUGCAUCGUCAACAUCGUCACCAAGAUGGUAUUUUGAAUUACGACGAUGGAAACAUACAUAUUACAGUUUAUCAUUUGAUACAGAAAAUAAUAACGAUGAUGAUGAUGAAGAUCAAGAAAAGGAUGGAACACUUGAUGUUAUGAUCUUUUUUAAUUAUCAUUCUGAAGAUAAUGAAGAAACAGUUGGUGGUGGUGAUGUCGUAUAUACCAUUAAAAACGAAGAUGAAACAUUAUUACGUGUUGUUCCUGACGAUAAUAGUCUCAAUUUAAUUUAUCGUGAAGAUGAUAACGUGCUAAAAUUCAAUAAAUAUAUCAACCAUCGACAAGCAAAUAAUACCUUCUAUGAAUUUUGUGCAUGUUAUCUUGAUUUAGAUAAACUUAAAAUUGAUUAA
Adineta steineri is the source of this 1560-nucleotide messenger RNA. The record is from the annotation of a GenBank genome assembly. Lineage: Eukaryota; Metazoa; Rotifera; Eurotatoria; Adinetida; Adinetidae.